Penicillium canescens is the source of this 297-nucleotide messenger RNA. RefSeq lists its product as uncharacterized. The transcript is spliced from 2 exons. The record is from RefSeq and is a predicted model, not a curated record. Lineage: Eukaryota; Fungi; Ascomycota; Eurotiomycetes; Eurotiales; Aspergillaceae. The coding region runs from base 1 to 297 and encodes 98 amino acids.
AUGGCAGUCAGCCGUUUCAGGGACCAUUGGCACCAUGUGGAUAUCCUGGAUUCUCUUUGGAUAGAGAUGCACUCAGUGCGUGCAAACAGCCCAUUACGGCAGUCUGCAGAAAAGCUACCGAUUAGACAAGAGUACGAAAAUCUUAUCGAAGCACCCAUGUCAGAUCAGACUUGGCAUCAGAAGUACCGGAGCAAGGGUGCUGCAGCAACCGGAGGAUUAGGAUCGCGAACCAAUGGCCCAAUGGGAAGACCCAAUGAGCUACAUAUCCUAUGGCUCAACGGGCUCAAAGAGGUCUGA